This is a messenger RNA of Zingiber officinale, 2786 nucleotides long. Its product is annotated as kinesin-like protein KIN-14H. The coding region runs from base 217 to 2502 and encodes 761 amino acids. Gene Ontology annotation, molecular function: microtubule binding; microtubule motor activity; ATP binding. The record is from RefSeq and is a predicted model, not a curated record. NCBI's taxonomy places the organism in Eukaryota, Viridiplantae, Streptophyta, Magnoliopsida, Zingiberales, Zingiberaceae. Gene Ontology annotation, biological process: microtubule-based movement. The transcript is spliced from 17 exons.
AUCAGAGGGGCAUUUCCGUAGAAAAGGUCGUCCCCGCUUCGAGUUCAAAAAAAUUCGAAGCCAAUCUCGAUCGAUCGCCGUCGAAGUGGAGCAGGAAGAAGACGGCGAACUCCUCGGCGACGUCGGGAAGAAAAAGAUCCCUGCUGCGCUUCAGGGUUGUUUUCUAGGGAUUUAGCUCGAUCCACAGAAGAGUGGUAUCGGGGCGUCUUGGGGAAAAUGGUGGGAUCUGCGACCAAGGGUCUGGCGGCGAGGCAGGCGCUGUCGUGCGUCAGUGACUCUCCCAACUCCGGAGGAGUGUGUGAGCUGGCGGCUGCUGCACAGAGCUCAGAUGCUGGAAGCACGGAUGGUAUCGUGUUCGGGUCGAGGGAGGACGUGGAGAGACUUUUGGCCGAGAAGAUGAAGGGCAAGAACAAGCACGACUACAAGGGGAAGAGCGAGAAAAUGAUCGAAUAUAUCAAAAAGCUUCGGAUUUGCAUCAGAAGGUACAUGGAGCUCAAUGAUGGGUACACUGAGGAGGUAGAGAAGCUUAGAUAUUCGUUGGAGACUGAAGAGAAAAGGCAUGAUGAGAUUGAGUUCCAGAUGAGGUCUAAGAUCAAAGAAUUGGAUGCAACCACAUGGGAGCUUCAAGGAAAAAAUUUAUUUUUGCAAGAGCAGAUCAAGAAGGAAGUAUCUGAUAAAUUGGUUGCUAUCGAAUCUCAUGAGAAUGAAAGGCGCACAAGAAUUGAAGUUGAGAAUUCCCUAGAAAGUGUAGCAGCAGAGUUUGAAAGAGUUACUCAAGAGAAGGAAUGUAUGAGUGACCAGUUAAAAAUAUUACAAGAAACUAAUAGAAGAUUACAAGAGUACAAUACCAGUUUGCAACAUUACAACAGUAAUCUUCAGAACGAGGCCAACAAAAAUGGUGAAACAAUCUCAAGGCUUCAGAAGGAAAAAAGUUCUCUAAUGGAAAACCUGGCUAGUACAAGGGACCAUACCAACUCACUGAAAAAUCAGUUGGAUGUGUCCAGGUCAUCUCAGCAAGACGCCAUUAAACAGAAUGAAGAGCUAAAGAAGGAUGUCAACUUCCUUAGAACUGAACUGCAGCUAGUACGUGAUGAGCGUGAUAAUUUAUUACCACAAGUGAAAAACUUGACUAUAGAAGUUGAUAAUUACAAGGAAUUUGCUGGCAAAUCAUCCAAAGAUUUGGAUAGUAUAUCCACAAAGAUUAUUGCUCUGGAGGAAACAUGUGCUUCACAAAGAGAACAAAUACUAUUGUUGCAGCAUCAGCUUGCUGCUUCUCGUGAUAUGCUUAAGAGAGCUGACUUGGCAACCAUUGAGACAAUGACAGAAUAUGAAGAUCAGAAGAGAAUUAUAAAGGAUUUGCAAGAUCGUCUUGCAGAUUCAGAAUGUCAGAUAGUUGAAGCUGAAAAAUUGCGAAAAAAGUUGCAUAACACCAUAUUGGAACUUAAAGGAAAUAUUCGAGUGUUUUGUAGAGUUCGCCCUCUUUUACCUCCUACUUGCUCAAAUGGCACAGAUGGAGCUGUUGUUUCUUAUCCAACAUCCCUCGAGUUUCUUGGGCGUGGUAUUGACUUGGCACAAAAUGCCCAGGUGUAUUCCUUUGCUUUUGACCAAGUGUUCAAUCAUGAAGCUUCACAAGAAGAUGUAUUUGUAGAAAUCUCACAGCUAGUUCAAAGUGCACUGGAUGGCUAUAAGGUUUGCAUAUUUGCAUAUGGGCAAACCGGUUCUGGGAAAACCUACACCAUGAUGGGCAAUCCUGAAUGUGCUGAGCAGAGUGGCCUUAUACCAAGGUCACUGGAGCAAAUAUUCCAAACUAGUCAAUCAUUAACAUGUCAAGGUUGGAAAUACAAAAUGCAAGCGUCUACUCUUGAAAUAUACAAUGAGACGAUUCGUGAUUUACUAUCUCCAAUUCGCGGUAGUAAUCCAGAAGCAAAUGGUACCAAGCAAUACACGAUCAAGCAUGAUUCAAACGGAAAUACAGUUGUAUCGGAUCUUACGAUAGUAGAUGUUUGCAGCAUGGAAGAAGUCUCAUUCCUCCUACAGCAAGCUGCGCAGAGCAGGUCUGUCGGCAGGACCCAAAUGAAUGAUCAAUCUUCAAGAAGCCACUUUGUCUUCACUCUAAGGAUCUUUGGUGUUAAUGAGGAUACCGAACAGCAGGUUCAAGGGGUGCUUAACUUAAUUGAUCUUGCGGGAAGUGAGCGCCUAGCUAAAAGUGGCUCUACCGGUGACCGCCUCAGGGAAACUCAGGCAAUCAACAAAAGUUUAUCAGCCUUAAGCGAUGUAAUAUAUGCGAUUGCGAAGAAAGAUGACCAUGUGCCUUUUAGGAACUCUAAGUUAACUUACCUUCUACAGCCGUGCCUCGGGGGGGAUUCAAAGACAUUAAUGUUUGUCAACAUUUCACCAGAGGCAUCAUCAGCUGGUGAAUCUCUUUGCUCACUUCGCUUUGCUGCCAGGGUCAAUUCGUGUGAGAUUGGCAUUCCUCGACGCCAAACACUUACAUACUCAUGAGAGAAAUGUUCAAAGCCUGCUAAUUGCUGCUACCGCCGUUACACGAUACGCAAUUCAAGUUCUAACAUUGUUUUUCUGCUCACUUGUAUAGUUUGGAACCAAACUUGCAUAUUGGAGUUGAAUCUGUAACUGGAAUUCAAAGUGCUGUUAUUUGUAGCAACGGGAGCUGUUUCGUGCUCACACCAUGUAUUUUAUUUUCGAUCGUUUUCACACAAACCUAUGAAGAGUUAAUUUGUGAAGAGUAGUGGUUUGAUCACAUGAAAUGAUCAGAUAAAUCUUUUCAU